This is a messenger RNA of Trichomonas vaginalis G3, 573 nucleotides long. RefSeq lists its product as uncharacterized. The record is from RefSeq and is a predicted model, not a curated record. The transcript has a single exon. Bases 1 to 573 code for a protein of 190 amino acids. NCBI's taxonomy places the organism in Eukaryota, Parabasalia, Trichomonadida, Trichomonadidae.
AUGUUUCCAAGAUCAACAUGCUUAAACUGCAAGUGCAACAACGUCGUCAUCGAAGGUGCCCAGCCCAGUAAGGCCUACCAUACUGGCUUAUCACUUGCAGAACAGCAUGGUAUCUUGAAAAGAGAAACUCCGAUCUUCCAUGUCCCAAUGUACGCUGUUACUGUUUUCGAUUUUGGAAGUGUUCGUUUCUCUCAAGUAAAUGAUCAUCACAUUGUGAUGUCUUGCUCUUCUUGCAAGAAAACUUACCACCUUUAUCAAUCGAAUGGCAACUUAUUCAUACAGAACUCAAAAUACGUUGACAUCAAAAUUGAUGAGAUGAACGAAACAGCACAACAAAUCGAAAACACAAUACCAGCUACAUUUAUUCCUUUCUUUAAGCGUUUGUCAUCCGAUGACGAAUGCGACUUCGUUGAAAAUGAUGACGAAAACGUCUACGACCAACCAUCAUCAUACCAUACGAUCCGUGGAACAGAAGACGAUGACUACGAUUACAUGUUUUCAGGCACAAUUGUUCCGAUUGUUGGCUCCUACGUUGAAAGCAUGGUCCAAAUCGUUCCAGAGAUAUACGCAUAG